Fomitopsis serialis is the source of this 1192-nucleotide messenger RNA. Its product is annotated as NADP-dependent oxidoreductase domain-containing protein. Bases 1 to 1056 code for a protein of 351 amino acids. The transcript has 7 exons. Gene Ontology annotation, cellular component: cytoplasm. NCBI's taxonomy places the organism in Eukaryota, Fungi, Basidiomycota, Agaricomycetes, Polyporales, Fomitopsidaceae. The record is from RefSeq and is a predicted model, not a curated record.
AUGUCCCUCCCCACACGCAAAAUAGGACAAGUCGCCGUCUCUGCACUGGGCUACGGGUGCAUGGGCAUCGCGGCCUUCUACGGGAAACCUCUCCCUGACGAGGAUCGUCUAAAGGUGCGUGUCCUCGACGCGGUAUACGCGUCCGGCUGUACGCUCUGGGACACGGCAGACGUGUAUGCUGACUCAGAGGAUCUUAUUGGAAAGUGGUUGAAACGAACAGGGAAGCGUUCCGAUAUCUUCCUCGCAACCAAGUUCGGCAUCCGCUCUGGUGUUCCUGGAAAGGCCUCGCAUGGCGACCCCGCCUACGUCCGACUGUCGUGCGAGCGCUCUCUCAAGCGGCUCGGCGUAGACCAGAUUGACUUGUACUACUUCCAUCGCCCGGAUCCGACCAUACCUAUCGAGAAGACUGUCGGCGCGAUGGCUCAGCUAAUCAGCGAAGGCAAAGUGAAGUACAUAGGUCUUUCCGAAUGCUCUGCCGAGACUCUCCGGCGCGCGCACGCCAUCCACCCGAUCGCCGCGCUGCAAGUCGAGUACUCACCGUUCACGCUCGAUAUCGAGGACGACAAAAUCGGACUGCUCAAGACGGCGAGGGAGCUUGGCACGACCAUCAUCGCGUAUAGCCCGCUUGGGCGUGGUCUACUGACCGGAAAAUACAAAGGCCCCGACGACUUCGACCCGGACGACUUCCGCAGGAAAAUUCCACGCUACUCACAAGAGAACUUCCCCAACAUCCUCAAGAUCGCCUCCGGGCUCGGACAGAUCGGCGCGCGCCACGGCGCGUCCGCGGGCCAGGUCGCGCUCGCGUGGCUCCUUGCUCAGGGCGAGGACGUCAUCCCCAUCCCUGGGACGACUAACAUCAGCAGGCUCGACGAGAACCUGGGCGCGGCGAAGAUCACGCUGACUCCUGAAGACGUCGAGGAGGUGCGCAAGGUUGCGGAAAGCGCAAAUGCGACGCAGGGCCCACGGUACCCGCCGCUCCUUAACAGUGUCCUGUUCGCGGAUACGCCCCCGCUCGAGGGGUGGGUGCCCCAGGAGCAGCCGAAGCCUGAGGCGUAGAUAUGAACCUGGUACAGGAGCGACGACGAGUUGUCGUUUGGAGAGCAGUGACAUGCGAUGUAAGUACUGUAACGGUUUUGUAUUACGUCACGAUCCCUCGACGCAGUGCACCCUCUCUCUGUGAGCCCUCGGACCU